This is a messenger RNA of Haliotis rufescens (red abalone), 918 nucleotides long. Its product is annotated as protein RNA-directed DNA methylation 3-like. Lineage: Eukaryota; Metazoa; Mollusca; Gastropoda; Lepetellida; Haliotidae. The transcript has a single exon. The coding region runs from base 1 to 918 and encodes 305 amino acids. The record is from RefSeq and is a predicted model, not a curated record.
AUGGUGGUUCUGAAAAGUGGGGAGGCUUGGAUGGAUGGUGGAGAUGUGGGAUGGUGGUUCUGGGAAGUGGGGAGGCUAGGAUGGAUGGUGGAGGUUCGGGAUGGUGGUUCUGGGAAGUGGGAGGAUGGGAUGGAUGUUGGAGAUGUGGGAUGGUGGUUCUGGGAAGUGGGGAGGCUUGGAUGGAUGGUGGAGAUGUGGGAUGGUGGUUCUGGGAAGUGGGGAGGCUUGGAUGGAUGGUGGAGGUUUGGGAUGGUGGUUCUGGGAAGUGGGGAGGCUUGGAUGGAUGGUGGAGAUGUGGGAUGGUGGUUCUGGGAAGUGGGGAGGCCAGGAUGGAUGGUGGAGGUUCGGGAUGGUGGUUCUGGGAAGUGGGGAGGAUGGGAUGGAUGGUGGAGGUUCGGGAUGGUGGUUCUGGGAAGUAGGGAGGCCAGGAUGGAUGGUGGAGGUUCGGGAUGGUGGUUCUGGGAAGUGGGAGGAUGGGAUGGAUGGGAUGGAUGUUGGAGAUGUGGGAUGGUGGUUCUGGGAAGUGGGGAGGCCAGGAUGGAUGUGGAGGUUCGGGAUGGUGGUUCUGGGAAGUGGGGAGGCCAGGAUGGAUUUGGAGGUUCGGGAUGGUGGUUCUGGGAAGUGGGGAGGCCAGGAUGGAUGUGGAGGUUCGGGAUGGUGGUUCUGGGAAGUGGGGAGGCUAGGAUGGAUGGUGGAGGUUCGGGAUGGUGGUUCUGGGGAGUGGGGAGGCUUGGAUGGAUGGUGGAGGUUCAAGAUGGUGGUUCUGGGAAGUGGGGAGGCCAGGAUGGAUGGUGGAGGUUCAAGAUGGUGGUUCUGGGAAGUGGGAGGAUGGGAUGGAUGUUGGAGAUGUGGGAUGGUGGUUCUUGGAAGUUGGGAGGCUUGGAUGGAUGGUGGAGGUUUGGGCUGGUGGUUCUGUGA